AUGAUGACCAUGACUACGAUGGCUGACGGCUUGGAAGGCCAGGACUCGUCCAAAUCCGCCUUCAUGGAGUUCGGGCACUUCGGGCACUGGAAAGCCAGGCAAUGGAGCCCCGCUCAGCCCAGGGAGCUGAUGUCUCAUCAUCGCACCGCGCGCCCCAGAAAGUACGGGGCGCCGCCCGGUGCUGCGGCCGAGGACGUCUGUUUCACCCGGAGCUUCCUUGGUCCAGCCGCCGCGCAUUAUCAACAAAAAACCACAGUGAUCGAAAACGGGGAAAUCAGGUUCAACGGAAAAGGGAAAAAGAUCCGGAAGCCUCGGACCAUUUAUUCUAGCCUGCAGCUCCAGGCUUUAAACCAUCGCUUUCAGCAGACUCAAUACCUGGCCCUUCCUGAGAGAGCCGAGUUGGCAGCUUCCUUAGGACUGACACAAACACAGGUGAAGAUAUGGUUUCAGAACAAGCGCUCUAAGUUUAAGAAACUGCUGAAGCAAGGCAGUAACCCUCACGAGAGCGACCCCCUCCCGGGCUCGGCAGCCCUGUCACCGCGCUCGCCAGCACUGCCUCCAGUGUGGGACGUUUCAGCCUCGGCCAAGGGUGUCAGUAUGCCCCCCAACAGCUACAUGCCAGGCUAUUCGCACUGGUACUCCUCACCACACCAGGACACGAUGCAGAGGCCACAGAUGAUGUGA
This is a messenger RNA of Dipodomys ordii (Ord's kangaroo rat), 684 nucleotides long. RefSeq names its product distal-less homeobox 6 (gene Dlx6). Gene Ontology annotation, biological process: embryo development; cell differentiation; regulation of transcription by RNA polymerase II. NCBI's taxonomy places the organism in Eukaryota, Metazoa, Chordata, Mammalia, Rodentia, Heteromyidae. The coding region runs from base 1 to 684 and encodes 227 amino acids. The transcript has 4 exons. The record is from RefSeq and is a predicted model, not a curated record. Gene Ontology annotation, molecular function: DNA-binding transcription factor activity, RNA polymerase II-specific; RNA polymerase II cis-regulatory region sequence-specific DNA binding.